AUGGAUCUGUUGGUUGGCCCUCUACUUGGUUGGAGGCUAGAAACCCGGUUUGAAGCAAAUGGAGACCGAUAUCAUCAGCAACCAUCGGGCUCUGACUGCUGGCGGGCUUUGGAAUAUCUAGGGAAAGGUUCUUUUGGCGAAGUCAAGCAGGAGGAGUGUCUUUCGGGACCCUCAAAGAAUGCUGUCCGCGCUGUGAAAUGUCUCAGCAAGCGUGAGUCAGAUCUUGCAGAAAUUUUCAGACGGGAGCUCAGUGCGCUGUUUACGUUCUCUAACUCCGAUACUCCUGAGGGAUAUGGCUGGUUUGAGGAUACAGAGCAUAUCUAUAUCACAAUGGAGUUCUUGGAACACGGUGAUCUUGGGAGAUACAUAAAGAAGCCGUUACCCGAGCGUGAUGCGGCAUUGAUCACGGCCCAGGUGGCCCAGGCUUUGCAGUACAUGCAUCGGGAGAAGUUCGUCCACCGGGAUAUCAAGCCUCAGGCAGGGUCGGAUUCUUAUUUAUCCUUGCUUCGCGAUACUAACAUGGUGCAGAAUAUUCUCGUUUCCUGUCUAGGCCCUGAGUGGCACGUCAAGGUAGCGGACUUUGGAAUUGCUAAAAACGUAAAUGGGACCAAUCUUGACACACUCGGGAUGGGCACUAUUGGAUACACGGCACCGGAACAACUGUGGGGCGAUUCAUCGAAUCCAUACACAUCAGCUGUCGACGUCUGGUCACUCGGGGCCGUAGCAUUUCGCAUGGUGACUGGCUUGCCCCCAUUCCCCACUAUCCCGCACUUAAUGAAGUAUGCCCGUGAUCACAAAACACAUUUUCCUAUCCGACUGCUAGGUGCAUCGAGCGGGUUCUGCAUGAACUUUGCGCUGGGAACCAUGGCCGAGGCUCCUGAACGACGGCUCACUAUCGAGGAAGUCUUGGCACACGACUGGCUUUCUAUGCAGCUGGAUGUCUCCCAGAGAGAAAAACUGGGUAUGGACGCAGCAGAUACUCAGACGAACUUGAGCACAUUGCCGUCUAAUGCCUGGUUGAACACACAUAGCAGUCACCAGCCGCAACCUCGUCCACCUAGCACGCCGAAUCUUACAGCGAUAUAUGGCAAGCAGAAGAGGCACAGAGAAACCGAGAAGACUGGACAAAAAGGGGCAGAUUUAGGACAAAAAGCGGUUGAUUACCACAAUCGCGGCUGGCUGGCGUCGGGGUCAGACGAAGGAAUAGUCAAAAUCUGGGACCCAGCAAAGGGGGAGUGUAUAUGGACGCUCGAAGGCCAUGGCGAUAGGAUCACAUCUGUGGCCUGGUCGCACGAUGGCCGGCUGGCGUCAGCAUCACGCGACGAGACAAUUAAGAUCUGGGAUUCAGCAACGGGAAAGUGUAUAUGGACGCUCAAAGGUCACCACAAUACCGUUUUUACUGUGGCCUGGUCGCACGAUAGCAGCAAUCUAGCAUCAGGGUCAGACGAGGGAACAGUCAAGAUCUGGGACUCAGCAACGGGAAAGUGUAUAUCGACGCUCAAAGGCCACGACGAUACAAUUUUAACCGUGGGGUGGUCGAAAGAUAACACUAAGCUAGCGUCAGGGUCAGCCAACGAUACCGUCAAGAUCUGGCAUCUAGCAACAGGCAAGUGUAUAUCAACACUCAAAGGCGACUGUGGCCAGGUCUGGUCCAUGGCCUGGGGGCAUAAGGGCCGGCUAGCGUCAGUGUCAAAAGACGACACGGUUAAGAUCUGGAAUCCAUCAACAGGCCAGAGAUUAUCGAUGCUCAAAGGUCAUGGUGAUCGGAUCACAUCUGUGGCCUGGUCGCACGAUGGCAGCCGGCUAGCGUCAGCAUCACUCGACGAGACAAUUAAGAUCUGGGAUCCAACAACGGGUGAGUGUAUAUCGACGCUUAAAGGCGGCUAUGGCUUAUGUCAGUGGGUCUGGUCUGUGGCCUGGUCACACGAUGACAGCCGGCUGGCGUUAGGGUCAGCUUGGAACGCAGUUGGAAUCUGGGAUCUAGCAGCGGACAAGCCAAUAUUACAGACACUCGGAUUGCACCAAGAUACCGUCAAGUCCCUAGCCUGGUCGCACAAACAGCCAGCUAUAGGCUAG
This is a messenger RNA of Penicillium manginii, 2076 nucleotides long. Its product is annotated as kinase-like domain-containing protein. The transcript is spliced from 3 exons. NCBI's taxonomy places the organism in Eukaryota, Fungi, Ascomycota, Eurotiomycetes, Eurotiales, Aspergillaceae. The record is from RefSeq and is a predicted model, not a curated record. Gene Ontology annotation, biological process: protein phosphorylation. Gene Ontology annotation, molecular function: protein binding; protein kinase activity; ATP binding. The coding region runs from base 1 to 2076 and encodes 691 amino acids.